Darwinula stevensoni is the source of this 1338-nucleotide messenger RNA. NCBI's taxonomy places the organism in Eukaryota, Metazoa, Arthropoda, Ostracoda, Podocopida, Darwinulidae. The record is from the annotation of a GenBank genome assembly.
AACAUUUUUUUUUCAGAUAAAUAUUUUUCAAUGAAAGGUUGAACCUACCUUGUAUAUCUUGCAAAAAGGAAAAUGAUGGUUCCUGAGAUUGCACUGUCACAUCCUCCUGAGGAUGGAGUCACAUCUGUCACAUUUGGACCUUCUUCUUCCAAGUACCUUCUGGUGUCUUCAUGGGACUGCUCAGUUCGCCUAUAUGAUCCUGUAGCAAACUCCCUCAAAUGCAAAUACACCCAUUCUCGUCCUGUGCUGGAUUGCUGUUUUCAGGAUGCAGUUCAUGCCUACAGUGGGGGACUCGACAAUACACUCAAAAUGUAUGAUCUCAAUACCUCUUGCGAAAGUAUUAUAGGGACACAUGAAGAUGCAAUUAGAUGUGUUGAAUUUUGUCCGGAUGCAAAUGUGGUUGUCACUGGCAGCUGGGAUUCAACUGUGAAACUCUGGGACCCUCGAAGCAAUGUUCUCAGUGGCUCAGCACAGCAACCAAAUUUAGUGUACACAAUGGGUCUGGUUGGUGACAAGUUGGUUGUUGGUACAGCAGAACGUAAGGUGCUUGUAUGGGACCUCAGAAAUUUGAACUAUGUUCAAAAGAAAGAAUCCAGCCUCAAGUAUCAAACACGAUGCAUACAGUGUUUUCCAAAUGGCCAGGGAUAUGUGCUGAGCUCAAUUGAGGGAAGGGUGGCUGUUGAGUACCUGGAUCAGAGUCCAGAAGUUCAGAAGAAGAAGUAUGCUUUCAAAUGCCACAGGAUCAAGGAAGAUGGCAUCGAGAAGAUCUACCCAGUGAAUGCUAUCAGCUUCCAUCAGCAGUUCAACACAUUUGCCACUGGUGGGUCAGAUGGGUAUGUAAAUAUAUGGGAUGGCUUCAACAAGAAGAGGCUGUGCCAAUUUCACCGAUAUUCAACUGGAGUCACCUCAUUGUCAUUCAGUCAUGAUGGGACCUUACUGGCAAUAGGAGUGUCAUACAACUACGAACUGGAUGAUCCACCAGAUCCAAUGCCAGAGAAUGCCAUCUACAUUAGAUCUGUUACAGAGCAGGAGACAAAGCCCAAGUAAAAGACUUGAACAAUCUGUUGUGACCUGGGUCUGUGUCGGCUCAUUCCUCGCCUCCCUCCGUGUUAUGGGAAGGGUUCCCAUUGUGGAAGAUGAUCCAAUUUUAUCCCUUUUUUUCCAUCUUUUACAUUUUUUUCUUCGAUAAGAUGUGAACAAGAUUCCAUGCUUUUCCUUCAAGAUGACAUGCAACUUUUAUCAUGAAUCCAUCUGAUAAAUUUGUGUGGAGUUUCCCCAUGGUAGGCCUGUUGCAAAUGCACUAUCAUUCUUAAAAAAUAAAAUUACUAUUGCUCUGGA